AAUUUUCAAAAUUUUAAUUAAAAAAAAUAUUAUCCUUUUCACCAUUUUCUCUAUAUUUUUGCCCCACUCUCAAUCUUCCACUGAUCUCUGCAAAAUGGAAACCUAACUUAGGGUUUGAUUGAUCAUCACUCUUCUUCCAAAUUUCAGGAUUGAAUUGGGACAAGAAAGGUUCAAAAUUGAUGAUUGAAAGAGGUUGAUCCUAUAGGUAUAGAUUUGGUGUAAUCUAUUGAUUUGAGCUACUUCAGAUUAGGGUGGAAGGAACAAAUUGUUCACAUCAGUUGAGAGAGUGAGAAGGGAACGAUUUAGAUCAGGACUUAGGUUUGGAGAUAUUGCAAUAUGGAGGAUGAUAGUGGGCUCGAGCUUAGUUUGGGUUUAUCUUAUGGUGGUUCAUCAUCCAAACCGAAGAGCAAGAAUGGAAGCUCGUCGGAUACUAGGUCAGAAGAAGUUGGUAGAGGUGGCAAGAUGGUUGAUGAUUUUAAGAGCAUGUUUAAUACUGAUCCUCAAAAGCCAGAAUCAAUCACUAGUACCCGAAGGACUGAUUCCGCAAAGCACGAGGAGAAUUUCUUUAGUGACCUUUCCAAGGUCAAAGAAGAUAAUGCUUCUUUGAAUUUAAACGGGAGAGGGUUCCUUGUCGGAAACAGCCAUAAUAAACCUAUUGAAAUUGACGAAAAUAAACGGUUAGAUGUAGUAAAUAAGCGAAGGAUGUCUUUUGAUGACAUACGUACUCAAAAGAGGCAUGACAGCGAUGUUCAUCAUGGUGAUUUACAUGACAGGGGAAGAGCUUCUCAUAUUUCUUUAACAGAAGAUGGCUCGACUGCCGAAAAUGAAGACGUGGCUGAUUCGGAAGCUGAGAACUCUACCUCCAGGCCUCUCUCACACCAUAGUGAUGGUUCCAAAGGAUUUGUUAGAGUCGGUGGUGCUUCUUCCGAUGCUCCAAAAGAGAUUCGUGGAGUCGCUGACUCAAGUGCCAACGGGCAGAAGAGAUUCACCGCAUCUGCAGAAAAAGAUUUUAAACAUGCAAACAUGACUUAUGGUUCUUCCUUCCCGGGUCAACCAGUGAAUAUGAUGAAUGUACCUUACACAUCGGUAAAAGAUUCAAAUCCUGUUGGAGCACCAAGUUCUCAAAUACCUAUGCAUAUGAUGCCGGCUGCGACUGGUGAUCGUGCAGGAGCUCAAUCUGUCAGUAAUGGAAACUUGCCAAUGAUGUUUGGACAUCCAUACGUUCAGCUUCCUAUGUUGGAUAAGGAUAGCUCAUGGGGACGUCCGCAACAGUUUCAUCCUUCCUUUGCCGGGAGAGGUCCAACUAACUCAGCUGCGUUACACCUAAACAAUAUAUCUGAGGCCAUGCCAUAUGAAGGAAGACCACUAGAACGAGCCAAAAGUGACGGAAAACAGCGUGUCACCGAAGAAGGCUCCUUUUCACAACCAGAAGAUGUGAAAGGAAGCAGCACAAACCUCAGAGGCAAAGAUGCAUCGGAACAGUCGAAAGUAGAAGGUUCAACCAUUGAUUUUUCUAAUAUCAAGCCAGGGCUCGCUGCAGAUGUGAAAUUCGGAGGAUGCGGUGCAUACCCAAAUCUGCCUUGGGUGUCGACCACAAACUCAAACGGGAAAACAAUAUCGGGUGUUACUUACAGGUACAACACUACCCAAAUCAGAAUUGUUUGUGCAUGUCAUGGCUCUCAUAUGACCCCCGAGGACUUCGUUCGCCAUGCAAAUGACGACCCAACAAACCCAGACGGCAAUGCGGUUUCGGGAACCAUACCAAAUGGUAAUCUUGGUUCCUCUUCUCACAGUUAGAUUACUACCAUCUACCAUCCAGGCUGUACUCUACUAUAUUAUUAUAGUUCCCAACAACAGAAUCUGGAAUUUCCAUAAUUUUUCUGUAGAUGAAUGAGUUUUCUACAAUUUUUUUUUCUAUUUGCCUAUUUCACUUAAAUUACUUGUAGCAGCUGCAGUUAAGAUUGUAGUUGUACUUAAUAAUGGUUGAGCUUUAUAGCAUCAUCUAUUCUAUUAAAUAGUAAACAAGCAAGUGAUUUUGUAUUA
Messenger RNA from Vicia villosa (hairy vetch), 2043 nucleotides. RefSeq names its product ninja-family protein mc410. The record is from RefSeq and is a predicted model, not a curated record. Bases 337 to 1797 code for a protein of 486 amino acids. The transcript has 4 exons. Gene Ontology annotation, cellular component: nucleus. NCBI's taxonomy places the organism in Eukaryota, Viridiplantae, Streptophyta, Magnoliopsida, Fabales, Fabaceae. Gene Ontology annotation, biological process: jasmonic acid mediated signaling pathway; negative regulation of DNA-templated transcription.